GGCGGCGUAGGCGGAGCUCGCCGUCCGUCCGUCGGUCCGGGCGGGAAAGGAGGAGGGAGGCCGGCCGGCGGCGAGGGACGGAGGGAUGGCUCAGCAAGGGGCGGCCCUGCAGGGCUACAACAACGAACUGGUGAAAUGCAUCGAAGACCUCUGCCUCAAGAGAGAGGAGCUGAACAAGCAGAUCCGGCAGGAGGAGGAAGAGAAGGCCAAGCUGCAGAACGACAUCCGCAUCCUCACCGAGCGGCUGGCCCGCAUCAAUGAGAACCUGGCCCGCAAGAUGGCCUCCCGGAACGAGUUCGACAAAACCAUCGCAGAGACCGAGGCGGCUUACAUGAAGAUCUUGGAAAGUUCUCAGACGCUGCUCAAUGUCCUGAGGAAGGAAGCCGGGAAUCUGAGCAGAGCCACAGAAUCUAAGAACCCUGCAGCCAAAGAUGGCUGAAUGUUGUGGCUGGGUUUCCCUCCGUUGUUGGCCUUCUCACUCCAGGAUCUUCUAGGGGCCAUGUUUUAUAGCUAAAGCAGUGUGUAAUAAAGCAAUGUACAAUAAACACUAUUCUGUUUUCUUAAA
Sceloporus undulatus (fence lizard) is the source of this 565-nucleotide messenger RNA. RefSeq names its product SS nuclear autoantigen 1 (gene SSNA1). The transcript is spliced from 3 exons. Gene Ontology annotation, cellular component: centrosome; ciliary basal body. The record is from RefSeq and is a predicted model, not a curated record. The coding region runs from base 86 to 439 and encodes 117 amino acids. NCBI's taxonomy places the organism in Eukaryota, Metazoa, Chordata, Lepidosauria, Squamata, Phrynosomatidae.